This is a messenger RNA of Chelonia mydas (Green sea turtle), 1009 nucleotides long. It is a transcript of the gene MRPL49, whose product is annotated as mitochondrial ribosomal protein L49. The transcript is spliced from 4 exons. Gene Ontology annotation, biological process: translation. The record is from RefSeq and is a predicted model, not a curated record. Gene Ontology annotation, molecular function: structural constituent of ribosome. NCBI's taxonomy places the organism in Eukaryota, Metazoa, Chordata, Testudines, Cheloniidae. Gene Ontology annotation, cellular component: mitochondrial large ribosomal subunit; ribosome. The coding region runs from base 58 to 591 and encodes 177 amino acids.
GGCGUCCUAUUUUUACGUCAAACCCCCCCCGCGGUCCCAGCCAGACGCGGCAGCAAAAUGGCGGCGACCAUAGCCCUAGCGGGGCUGAGGAGACGGCCGGGUAGCGUGUGGGGCGCGGGGGUCCGGUGGCUGCUGCAGGUGACUCCCCAGCAGAAUCCGUCCCGGGACAAAACUGAGACCCACCACCCCCAUUAUCCCGGGAUUGUGGAAUCCACUGAAGAAUAUAAAUUUGUGGAGAGACUCAUUCCACCCACCAGAAUUCCUGCUCCCCCCAAACACGCCCAGUACCCCACCCCGUCUGGCUGGAGAGCGCCAUCAGAUACUCCACCUGCCCUUCCUUACUUUGUGAGACGUUCCCGCAUGCACAACGUUCCAGUCUAUAAGGACAUCACCAGUGGCAACAGGAGGAUGACUGUCAUCAGGAAAAUCGAAGGAGAUAUCUGGGCCCUGGAAGAGGAAGUUAAGGAGUUCCUCACUCAGCUCGCUGGGAAACCACCACCUAUUCAAGUCAACGAAAUCACCUGCAGCAUCCGUAUCAAGGGCUAUUUUGACAAUGAACUGAAAGAGUGGUUGUUGAACAAGGGGUUUUAAAUAAACCAACUAUCCUGUUUUCUUUGUGCUGAUUGAUGCUAUCUAUCCCCUUCUGAGGAGGAUGUGUUUUCUUGCUCAGAGCUAUUCUCGACCCAGAUGAACCAGUCUUACUUUUUAUGCAAAAGCAGCAAGGAUCCACAGGGGCACAACAAGGUCCCAGUAACCUCCAUAUUACACUCCAUCCAGAAAAGGGGGAAGUGUCCACAUAAUGUCCUAGUAGCACAAUGCUUUUUGCCAAGAGAGGGAGCUGUACUAUAACAUCCCCAUGAAAGUGAACAAAACUCCAGUCUCUGCUGCGCUGAAGAACAAUGUCUGAUUAAUUGCACGUUUAUUUAUACCACAUGAAAUGUACAGGAAAAGUUUACAAAAUGACCCUUCCCUGGGUGACUGUUGCAAUAAAGUUAAUUUAAAAAAAAAA